Apus apus (common swift) is the source of this 3849-nucleotide messenger RNA. It is a transcript of the gene DIAPH3, whose product is annotated as diaphanous related formin 3. Gene Ontology annotation, biological process: actin cytoskeleton organization; actin filament polymerization. Gene Ontology annotation, molecular function: small GTPase binding; microtubule binding; actin binding. Gene Ontology annotation, cellular component: cytoplasm; actin filament. The transcript is spliced from 28 exons. The record is from RefSeq and is a predicted model, not a curated record. NCBI's taxonomy places the organism in Eukaryota, Metazoa, Chordata, Aves, Apodiformes, Apodidae. Bases 1 to 3579 code for a protein of 1192 amino acids.
AUGGAGCCGCGGCGGCCCCGGCCGCGUUACUGCGCCCCGUCCUCGCCGCCUGGUCGCGGCGGGCGGGAGAACAAGGGGCUGCGUCGAAAGGGCCUGCCGGGGGCCGGGAGCGCCGGCGGCCCCGAAGAGGCGGCGGACGGCAGGAAACCGAAGUUCCACUUAAAUAUCAAGACACUGACAGAUGACGUGUUGGAUAGAUUUGCCAGUCUAAGAAUUCCAGGAAGUAAAAAAGAAAGACCUCCUCUGCUGCAUAUGAAACAGUCACAUUCUGCAGAUCGGUCAUCCACACCUAUGGAUGUGGAGGAUUUUGCACCAAACCCUCUGUCGGAAAGAGAAAUCAUAGCACUCUUUGAAAAAAUGAUGGAGGAUAUGAAUUUGAAUGAAGACAAGAAGAUGCCACUGAGAGAAAAAGAUUUUAAUACCAAAAAAGAAAUGGUGAUGCAAUAUAUUAGCACUGCUUCAAAGUCUGGAAGUCUCAAGAACAGUCGGAAGAUUUCAGCCCAAGAGUUUAUUCAGGAAUUAAAAUCUGGGUCAACAGAUGAAAGACUAGUCACUUGCUUAGAAUCUCUCCGUGUGUCCUUGACUAGUAAUCCUGUCAGCUGGGUUGAAAACUUUGGUCGAGAAGGUCUAGGGCUGUUGUUGGACGUUUUGGAAAGAUUGGUAGAGACAAAAAUCCAGGACAAAGUUGUGAAGAGGAGUCAGCAUAAGGUUAUUCAGUGUUUGAGAGCCUUCAUGAAUAAUAAGUAUGGAUUGGAAAGAAUUUUGGGAGAAGAGAGAAGCCUUUUGUUGCUGAUCAAAGCAAUUGAUCCAAAGCAAACUAACAUGAUGACAGAUAUAGUUAAACUCCUUUCUGCAAUGUGCAUUGUUGGAGAGGAAAACAUCCUUGAAAAAAUUUUGGAAGCCAUAACAGCAGCAGCAGAGGAAAGGAAUGUAGAUAGAUUCUCUCCUAUUGUAGAAGGUCUUCAGGAUAACUCAGUUCAGCUGCAAGUAGCUUGCAUGCAGCUCAUCAAUGCUCUUGUUACAUCUCCUGAUGACUUGGAUUUUAGGCUUCACAUCAGAAAUGAAUUCAUGCGCAGUGGAUUGAAAGAGAUAUUGCCACAAUUGAAAUGUAUAAAGAAUGAAGCACUAGAUAUUCAGCUGAAAGUGUUCAAUGAGCAUAAGGAAGAAGACAUGAUCGAAUUCUCUCAUCGUUUAGAAGAUAUUAGAUCUGAACUAGAUGAAGUAAAUGAUGUUUACAACAUGGUGUGGAAUACAGUUAAGGAUACUAGCGCUGAAGGAUAUUUUCUUUCUAUUCUCCAACAUCUUUUGCUGAUAAGAAAUGAUUAUUUUAUACGUCCACAGUAUUUCAAAUUAAUUGAAGAGUGUGUGUCCCAGAUAGUGUUACAUCGAAGUGGAACAGACCCAGAUUUCACAUAUCGUAAAAGAUUAGAUAUAGAUAUCAGCCAUUUAGUAGAUAUUUGUGUAGAUAAAGCAAGAUUAGAAGAAUGUGAAGAGAGAGCUGCUGAACUUUCCAAAAAAUUUGAAAAGGAUUUUGUAGCUCAUCAGGAGACCCAAGCCCUACUGCAAAAAAAAGAAGAGAGAAUCAGUGAACUUGAAGCAGAAUUACAAGCUUUUAAAUCACAGUAUGGCUCCCUGCCACCUGGUUUUCUAUCAUCAAUAUGUGGAGAUCCAUCUGCAGUUCCACUGGAAGCUACAGGACCAAAUCAGCUGCCUCCUCCUCCUCCUCCACCACCACUGCCUUCUAAUGGAGCAAUUCCACCACCGCCGCCUCCCCCUCCUCCUCCACCACUUCUGAAUGGCAUGGGAAUGCCUCUGGCUUUUGGUGGUGCUCCUCCACCGCCGCCUCUACCAGGCUUGCCUGGAGUACAGUGGUCUCCACCUUCAUGUACUUUGCCAUUUGGAAUGAAGCCUAAAAAAGAAUUCAGACCUGAGAUCACCAUGAAAAGGCUCAACUGGUCCAAGAUCAGGCCUCAGGAAAUGACAGAAUCCUGCUUUUGGGUUAAGGCAGAAGAAGACAAGUAUGAGAAUGCUGACAUGCUUUGCAAAUUGGAACUUACAUUUUGUUGUCAAAAAAGGGUAAAAAAAGAGGAGGAGGAUUUUGAAGAAAAGAAAUCCAUUAAGAAACGAAUCAAAGAAUUAAAAGUUUUGGACGCUAAGAUUGCACAGAAUCUGUCAAUUUUCCUUGGUUCUUUCCGAGUGCCUUAUGAGGAAAUUAAAAGGAUGAUAUUAGAAGUAGAUGAAACACAGCUGUCAGAGUCCAUGGUUCAGAAUUUAAUAAAGCAUCUUCCAGAACAAGAGCAAUUGAAUGCAUUGUCCAAGUUCAAGAGUGAGUAUAAUAAUUUGUCUGAGCCGGAGCAGUUUGGAGUUGUGAUGAGCAACGUGAAGAGACUACGGCCACGGCUCAGUGCUAUUCUUUUUAAGCUCCAGUUUGAGGAGCAGGUGAACAACAUCAAACCUGACAUCAUGGCUGUCAGUGCUGCCUGUGAAGAGAUAAAGAAGAGUAAAAGCUUUAGCAAGCUGCUGGAACUAGUGUUGUUAAUAGGAAACUACAUGAAUGCAGGUUCUCGCAAUGCUCAAACCUUUGGAUAUAAUCUCAGCUCCCUAUGUAAAUUGAAGGACACAAAGUCAGCAGAUCAGAAAACAACAUUGCUCCAUUUUCUUGUAGAAGUGUGUGAGGAAAGCUAUCAGGAUGUCCUGAAUUUUGUUGAGGAUUUUCAGCAUUUAGAUAAAGCUAGUAAAGUCUCAGCGGAAAACCUGGAGAAGAGUCUGAAGCAUAUGGAGAGGCAACUCCAACAGCUUGAGAAGGAUUUGCAGACUUUUCCAGUUCCUGAAGAUAAGCACGAUAAGUUUGUAGCAAAAAUGUCAAGCUUUCUAGUUCAUGCCAAAGAAGAUUUUCAGAAACUUUCACGGAUGCACGAGAACAUGGAAAAACUGUAUCAGAAUGUGAUGGGAUAUUAUGCUAUUGAUCUAAAGAAAGUCUCAGUGGAGGAGUUUUUAACAGACUUAAACAACUUCAGGACAAUGUUCAUGCAAGCAGUAAAGGAGAAUAUGAGAAGAAGGGAAGCAGAAGAAAAACAGAGGCGUGCAAAAAUAGCUAAGGAGAAAGCAGAAAAAGAAAAACAAGAGAGGCAACAGAAGAAAAAGCGCUUGUUAGAAAUGAAAACAGAAGGUGAGGAGACUGGAGUGAUGGAUAGCCUGUUGGAGGCCUUGCAAUCAGGUGCAGCUUUUCGAGAUCGAAGGAAAAGGACACCAAGGUCUAAAGACAUGCCACAGAAUCUCAGUCCAACCACACAGCGGCCUGUGCUAAAAGCUUGUAACCAUGAGAACCAGAAAGGACAACUAGAGAAGUCAUGUUCACACCACAGUAUCAGUUUAAACCUGACAAGAAGCCCAGUCACCAAAGAGGAUACGUAUGAUGUGGAAAUAAGUUCUACAGUGCGGAAUAAGACUGUUGGGAGAAAGGAACCCUGUCAUGGAGAAGGCAACAAAGAAAAGAAAAUAGAUCAUAAUAGGUCUCCUCCUAAGGGAGAAGCCAUUCCAGAAGUAGAAGCUCUCCUGGCAAGACUGCGAGCAUUGUAGAAUAAUCAUAUAAGGGAUUAAAUCAAAGCUUCAAAACAAACUGUAUUAGUUUACACCUUCAAAGAUACACUAAUAUUUUAUUGUUGACAUUACAAUACUCCUGAGUUCCUCAGUUCUCUGUGGAUGAAUGCCCUGCUUCCAAACUAUUCGUUUGCAAGACUGUACAAAAUGAUCUCGCAUAACUGCAAGAUGAUUUUUAUUCUGUGUUUUUACCUACUGAGCAUACAAAAAAUAUCAAAAGAGAACAAUUACCAAAUUAUUCCAAGGCAC